GGCCAGAUUCUCUUUUCCCGCCAAUAAGAGAGAAGUUCGUAGAAGAUCAAAUCGCUCGAUGUGAUGGAAUGAACUCAAUGAACAAAUUUCAAGCAAAGAUGUCUAAAAAACGAGCGCCUUUAUUAUGUCAUGAAAUUCCUCACGAUCAUUUCGGUGAGUGGUCAUAACAACGAACAAAUAAUUUGCAUACUCUGCGAUAUUUUGUAUAGCCGUGUAUCAUGUGAUACAGGGUAUAUUUUAAGCUUAUCCUUUCGAGCACAUAAUCACGAAGGCCAUAUGGUCGUCAGACGCCCGUAUUCAAGCUAAAUGCAAGCAUACGUAUAACUUUCCAAAGCCUUUAACAAAAGAAAGUCAAAUGCAGAACCUCAGAAAUACUAAUUCUUCAAGCUGGGGCAAACAUGUGGGAAUUUCAAUCAGUUUGUUAUCAAAAAUUAAUCAAUAAUUAAGGUUUAUGUAUUAAAGCUGAUGUUAUUUUAUGAUUUUAAAGUCAUUAAAGUUUAAUCGUUAUUGCUGAAUGUGCAUGCAAAGUUCACCCUUGGGUGUUCAUCAUAAGAAUUAUUGUGUAUAUCUCUACAAUAAAUAUUAAUAAUAAUAUUUUAUAAUACAAACACCUCUCAACACAUUAAAAGUCACACAACCACCAGAACAGUAAUACUUUUUGUAGCUGUUGUUGGCUUGUUUAUCUUUGGUUAUUCUGUGUGUAACAGCUACAGAGUGUGGCCUAAUGAAUUGACGUGAUACGAAAAAACCAGAAAAUGAAAUCUGAAUAAAGGCCAGCUUGAAAUGUAACCCAGCUGUAGGGCUUGUGAAUCCAAACUUGUCAUGUUUGUUAAAUCCUGAGUAGGAGAUGACAGCCCUGUGUUGCUCAAUAUACCGCAGAUGCAGAAACCUUUCAACCAUGGUGAGUUUCUAGAUAAUUUUUAAAGCAAAAUGAUUGCAAAUGUGCAUCACAAAAGCACUUCUGGGCCGAUAUUAUUUUGCACAUCCUUAUUUAUUUUAAAGAUCACUUCCUACAUGUGAUACUGAUUCAACAAAAUGAAAAAAGGAUCAGAUCAGUUCUACUGCCCUCAUUUGAUCAAAUGUCUCUGUGAAUAAGAUGUGCUUGAUUAAGCUUUUACUCUAUAAUUUGUGGUUAAAUCAAUGUCGUUAUGAAAAAUGGCAGUUGGGAAAAUGUACUAAAUAGGCUUAUUUUUAUUGACAUAUUGGUAUUUUUUAAAUUGAUGUGAAGGAAUGAUACUAACUGGAAAACUGACUUGUUGUUCUAAUUCUUGCUGUAAACUCUCCUGCCUGACCUGGGGGGCUUAUUUUGUCAAGUCAUUUUUAAGAGGAAGGGGUACUUAUUGUAGAAGGGCAAUGUUUACUAUUUUUAAAACUGAAGCGGAAACUCUUGGAAAUUAUUCAUUUUUUGGGUUAAAGGAUCUUGUAAUGACUGGCAAGUGUCUUCUUUCAGGGUCGGCCAGGGUUUUGGGGUAUACGGUAUACGGGGGCUUUUUAAAUUGGGUAUACGGUAUAUUGCAGCUUAAAUACGGGUAUUCGGUAUAUCACUUUCUUUGAAUUUCAGGUAUAAAGUAUACCUGGGUAUAAUUUUGGGUUUAUUUGGAUGAAUUUUGGCUAUUUUUGGGUAUUUUGGCGAAUUUUUUUUCGGGUAUACUGGUAUACCACUACCCCCCCUGACCGACCCUGUUCUUUAUCUGAUCGUAAGCUCUCCUUUCUUUUACUUCAGGUUGGCAACGGGAAAUUAUUUACCGACACAUAGGAGCUAGCCGAAACAGUGAGGUUAUUUACAUAACACCUUGUGGAAAAAAAUUAGUAAGUUGGUGCAGAAUAUUUACCUUAACCCUUUUAAUCCUAAACCAAGUUAACAGUAUAAUGGUGAGAUUAUUUGCCAUUCUAAAUUUGGAAGAAAUCUAUCCAUCUGUAGAAGAAUUCUUGUCAGUUAGACAUCUUGUAUAAUUGUACAAUUUGUACAAAAGACAAAUUUUUUUGAAUUUUUUACUUUGACCACUAUUAGGACUGGAAAGUGUUUAAGAGGUCAUGAAAUCACUACUUUGUAUAACUUGCCAGUGAAGAUCUUUUUUUUUUUCAUACAGAAUUGUCGCGGUGAUGUGGACAAGUAUCGUAAGUCCUUUUCUUAAAUUCUCCUGAAUUAAUUGUGGAUUUCAUCCAGACGAGUAUACACUCAAAGAAAAUCAAAUUGCAGUGUUAUAAAGUUUUUAAAGACGGUUGUUAAAAGCAACAGCACAGUCUAUGUAGUAGUGUUAUAAUAGUACCUGUUACAUCAAGAUAAUGAUCAUAAGUUGUUCACCUUUGAAUUAGCAUUUGGUUCAUACUAGUGCCUUGUUGUUGAUAGACCGUUACCUCGGACUGGAUUUGCCGAAAAAUGGUGGCAAGAACAUUAUUUUACUCGUUGUAAACUAGAAAUACGUUUAUUAGGACCCCUCGUGAAUCUGUGACAGGUCAGCAAUAUGAAUAAAUUGAAACCAGCCAAAUAUAGGUAAAAAAGAUGGUAAAAAAAAAUCAAAAACAAAACUGCCCAAAAAAGGAAAAAAAUUCCUCGUGCAGGAGUCUAACCCUGGACCUUAAACAUGUAAGGUCAUCUCCUUGUCAAUUGCGCCACUUCACCGAGUGUUAAUUGUUCAUCUUGAAUUAGUAUGAUGAACAUUUUUGCCAAUGAACCUGCCAGCAGAUGGUGUUUGAAGCUGCAGGGUGGAGCUGUGUUUAUCAAUAAUUAAAAGACAUAUACAAGGAAUAAAUAAGCAGGGUUUCAGUGUAAAAGCCCAGCUACUUUAACUCAUCUCGUCACAUUUAUUAUUCCUGGUAUUUAAAAACUGGUAUGUAGACAAACCAUUUUGAAAAACUGAUCGAAUGCCUUUUGUUUUUUAGUAAAGACAGAGAGAAUAGGUUAUUUAUCACCAGACUGGUUUUCUUUUGACAAUCAUGUCCUGGUUGGUGGAGGAGACAAAGAGGUACAAAUGUUGAGAUGUUUUAGUUGUUGUUACAUUUAAUGAGGAAGUAUUAUACAGUUUAUAUGUAACUAUCUAUUUAAUAUAAACCAUGAGUAUCUGCUUUCAUUACUUGUCGCUGCUCUCAGGAAGUGUGUGAUUUGUUCCCUAAAUUCAAAAUUCAUAUUAUAUGUUUCAUUUAUCAACAAAACUUAGUUAAGCCCUUUAAUGCUUGUGCACAAUACAGUCACAAUACAGUCGCAUGAUUGUGACUGAUAAGAGGAUAACUUGACAGCUGAUUUUGAUAUGGAUGGUGUAUGUCACCUAAAAGGCCAGCAGGAUAAUCCUCAUUUUUCAGUCCGGCUUUUAUGUACAGGAUGGUUUCAAUAGGUGAUCAUACAAACAAUCAUGUGAUAACCAGAAUUUCUCUCUAGGACAGCUGAUAACCAGUUUCUUUUUUACCCAUGGUGCUCUGUGCAUGUACCCAGAGCUCUUCUAUUAACCUUUUAAACCCUAAGAUCAAAAUUUGAAUUCUCAUUUGUUGUCCCUAUUCAUUUCCUACAGAAGUAGUGGGGAGAAGUUGAUAAAAUAUCAAACAAAUUUAUCUUGUGUGAUCAUGUCCGUAAUUCUCAUGACCACUCUGUUUUACAAAGCAUUGAUAUUACAAAGAGAAAUUUGAUGCUGAUCACUCUGUUUUUAUACUAAAGCAUUUCUGAUUUGAUUGGCAAAGAGAAAUUUGAAUUUGAAAUAACUACAUGAAAAUUACAAACCUUUUGUGGGUAGUAGUAUAAACAAAUAAUAAUGAUUUGUGGGUUUUGGCAAAAUUAAUUUCAAAAUGGUGAAAUUACAGGUGUCACUCGUGGUAUUUAUGCCAAAUAUGACUACAAAUCAUGCUAUUACCUAUACUAAUAAAAUGGUGAAUUGCAGGUGUCUCGUACAAUGCCAGCAGCACCUACACCGUCUGAGCCUUGGAGAAAAUCCAAGUAAGCUUCAUUAUUUUAUUUUCUAUUUUCUCAUGUUUUUCUGAUAUUUAUGAAACAAAUAAAUUGAUCAUGAUGAUUGGUCAUGGUAGUUGUUAUACACAGUGUACAUCAUGUCUGCACACAAAUUAUGAGGGGCUUUUUGGGGUAUAUGAAAUAUGUUAGGAAUCCUGCAAAUGUUCAUGGGUAAACUAGUUGGCCAUCUUAUGAGCAUGGCCAUGAGAUAUUGAACUCAUCAGGCCAAGGGAUAUAUAAAUGGGAACAAAUUCAGCUAGUAGUCAAGGCGAGACUAACUGACUGCCAACUGAUUGCAAAUAAAUGCAAGUCUUGCACUCUAACCACAUGCUCACCUGGCCUUCAAGUGUAAUGUUUUGUGUUACUUAUCUUGCAUGAAGCAUGUGUUGAGGUUCUUUAAUAUUCUAGUUAUAUUUGUUUCAGCACAUCAAUGCAGAAACCGGCCUUUUGAGUGUUAUUGUGCAAAAUUAUAAAGUUAUUUUACAGUGCAUUAUAGGAAAUUGAUAAAUUAUUAUUCACAUGAUGUUAAGCUUGUCUGUGCAUUACUUAUAGGUGGUCUACAGUAGUGAUAUGUACAAGAUACUGUCCAGAGCGAAACAACACCAGGCCUUCACUGCAAUGCAACUUGUGCAAAGCUUUUUUUCACCCUGAAUGUGUGUUUCUUUCUCCAACUGAAGCUAAGAAAGUGAAAGAUUCUUAUGUUUGUACAGUAAGUUAAUUCUUUUAAUUUAUCAGAAUGCAAAGAAUAGAAUGUCCGAUAGCCCAGCCGGGUGAGUGGAUAUUGCCCAAUGGGCAAGCGAAGUUUUUGGGGAACUGAAAUUACAGAGGAACUGUUAUCAAUCCUGCUUGUCAAAAUAUUGUUUUUUUUGGGGGGGGGAGGGGGGGGCUAGUUAAAAUAACUCAUGGGCAAGUACAUGCCAACUAUAGCUUCCCCAAAUGGCAAGCUGCAAAAUAGACUCUCUUUGCACCCUGAUGAUGGUAGUGAAAUCUUAUUCAAAGUUUACACAAGACCAAUGUGAAGGGGUUAUGACUGUCAUCAGGAUAUUUGCUGUUUUAGGUCAAUUCCAUGCUGAGGUCAUUACUUACUGCCUUUACCCAUUUAUACAAAAAAUGUUCCAUUAGAGUUAUAAAGAAGAUAUCAAACCAAUGUGAUCAAGGAACGCUAACCAUACAGUAAUAAUGAUAUUUAGUUGGUGAUGUUUUUUGCAGGCACCAAGCAUUAAAACUUGAAAAAGUUGACCCAACUUUUACAUGUUUCAAUCCAGGUGCUUUCAUGCCAAAUCCAUAUUAAUAUUAUUAUAGACAGCAGGAAACAGUUUCAAUGCCUAAAUACAGGCUUAAGUAACAAAAGUGUAUUAUUAUCAUUUAAAUUAAUGUGUUUUAACUUUUUAAAAAGAUAGCAAAUAAUGCAAGCAUAGUUUUAGUUGUCAAGAAAACCUGUAUUGGAUCAACCCUUUUAUGUCAGUAAAUCCAUGCUUUAUUGACACUGUGACAUCAUUAAAAUGUACAAAUUCCUGUGAUAUCUUUUUCUGACUUCGCAUCAAUGUCUGGGAACUCUUCAAAAGUAGUAAGAGCAAAAUGUUUACUGGAAGGAAACAAAGGAAGUCAUUUUAGGCAAUAAUUGUAAUAAUAUAAGUGGUUUCUUCUGUAAAAUAAUAUUUUUUUUACAGAAGAAAUCACUUUUUCCAUAAUUCACCUCAAUCAAAUCUCUCCAUAAAGUCAACUCAAUUUCAAUCCCUUUUGGUGAAGUGGUUAGCCGAAGUUGUUGUUAAAAUUGUCUAGACAAUCUGAUCCCCAUUUUAACUAUUUUAUUAUGUUGUAGCACUGUUUGCUAGAAGAGAACCCAGAUGCACUGAAAGUAAAAAUCAAAUUAACAGAUGUGUGUCCUGUUCUUAAGUUAUCAUUUGAUUGCCUCCUUCAUAUCUUGUCAUAUCUUCCUCUCAAUGAUUUGUGCAGGUAGGUCUCUUACACUUCUGUCAAUUCACUUACAACUUUCAGAUUCUAUUUUAGAGCUGCCAUUGUUUAUUUGAUGGUUACAUGUAAGAUUCUUUAUUAGGACUUAUGUGACAUAACACUUUGAAAGCAUCCCACUGUUAAAAACAAAAUGAGGUUUUUUAUCUUCAAACAACAACAACAAACUUUUAUUAAUAAACAGAAAAUAUGAAGAUAUAACGAAGAGACAAAAUUCUCUGUUACUCCGAGUUUCGUGCUCACGCACUCAUCAGACAGUAUUUAAUGGAGAAUAAACCUAUCAAGUUAUAUAUAUACACGCGUCUAUUGAUUACAAAAAGCAGGGCAGUGCGGUUCUAAUUACAAUUAGGUGUGAGGAAAAACUAAUAGAGUGUUGUUUUUGAGUCAAUUGUUCCUAAGGUAAAACUUGUUUUCGUGGCGGCACUUGAAAAUCAGUUCUGAUCUUUUAUUUAGGAUUCUGUCGGGGUUUGCAGUAAUGAUCAUUAGUUUCUCUGUUAAGCAUAGGUCGCAUCGUUUAGAAAUGUUGUUGUAGGGUCUUGCACGGCUGAUUAUAGUCCAUUUGAUGUUGAAGUCUUGAUUAUUGUCACGUAGUUUCCAGAUGUAUUUGGAGAGUUCGGUGCUGUUCGUGUAUUUCCUGUGUUUAAAUGUCGCUUUGUGUUGUGAAAAUCUUUGUUUCUUUGUGUUUUGAGUACGUGAGCACGAAACUCAGAGUAACAGAGAAUUUUGUCUCUUCGUUAUAUCUUCUUAUUCAAAGCUCUACACUUAAAAAGUGUAUUGAGCACUGUUUAACGGCUUUAGCCACUUUAUUACACGUAAACAGAAAAUAUAUUAUUACAGAAGCAUUGCCCUCAGCUAGCAAGGCUAUGCGAGUCGGGACAAUGAGUGCAAAAUAUUAAGUUAAGACUAUAAAAGGCUAACUAAGGGAAGUUUACAGUUUACAAAUAAAUGAGUAAUGAUAAUAAUAAUAAUGAUAAUAAUUUUUUAUUUUAGUGCAAGUUGUGUAUGCAGUAUGUGGAAUCAAGUGUCAUCCCAACCCAUCCUGGUGAGAAAUGAAAUAGUGGUUAUUGUGAUGUGAAUUGUGACGCUGUAGUCAGUAUCAUCAACAACAUUCAUAUUUAUAGGUGUAUACGUUAAUGGUUAAUGUUACCAAAUCUGUCAGUCAUUGCUACAAUGAGGGUCUCAAGAAUAGAUGCAGAAUCAUAUUUUGCAUUUUGGUUGUUUGCCUUACUAAACAGAUUAUCAUAGUUACAAUAAAAUUGUUGACUUUAAAUACAUGUGAGGCCUCUAUUAUAGCUUGUAGUUAUUCAGUACAAGACAUCUUUUUUCAUAAAUUAAUGAACAGUGAGAAGAUUUCAGUUUGCUGAUUCAGUUGUUUUCUUUUUUUAGUGGAGGAGAGUGUCACUACAUGGUCUGCAAGUUAAGGACUGGGACAUAGCUGCAAGAACAAUGGUGCAGUUUUCUACUCAAAGACUGGUGAGCUUAUAAAUAAUAUUAUUACAUGUAUUGUAGUACGUGAAGCUAUUUAAUAUCCCAGAGUGCAGUGUUGCACGAUUUCUGCAAGGAACUGAAACAUUUCUAGGCUGCCAUCUACUGGGCCAUUGUCAGUUUUAAACCCUGUUAGCUCAGUUUAUAAUAUUUAAAUUGUAAUGGUAUGCAUUUUUCUGUUAAUCACAGGAUUUAAGGGGUCUCGUUCAUGGCAAGAGUCUCACUGAUUCUUGGUUAACCAUUGGAAAUGUUUUGCGUCAGUUGUCCAGUGUAAAAUGGCUGGAUUUUGGACUGGUGCCAACAUGGAUUCUUCAUCAAGUGACAGAAACUUCACCAGAGUAAGCAGUUGGGCAUAAACUUGUUGUUAAUUGAAAAGGCUCUAAAGGCUCCUGAUCUAAUGUCAAAUUCUCUCAGUUUCAUAAGAAAAUACAUUAGUUAAUUUGUUGGGAAAAUCUCACUGUUCAUUCUCACUUCCGGUAGAAUUUGAUCACAUCAUCCCUUUGAUUUUGAAAUUAUAUCUUCUGUGUUUGUAGUGUCAUAUUUUUGUGGAUAAACAGGGAUAUAGCUAAGAGGUGGCUGCAGCCAGUGAAUUUCACUAGCUGCCACAGAGCUUACCACCACAUCAAAUUUCUCCCAAAAAUAAGAUGUAAAGUAGUUUUUUGGUAAUUUUGACAGGUUACAAGGCAGUAACUCUUUUAAGCUUUUAUCCAGCUACAUCCCUGGUCAAGACAUACAUUCUUAACAGUGGUUAAUGUGUUGACUGUCCAAACUGACUUAAGACCUGUUGACAUGUUAUCCCUGGUCUCAACCAUUCUUGACACUACUUCCAGAGACAAGAUGCUGCAUUUCACUCUUUUUUCCACCUACAACAAAUAAGCCCACUUUUGGCAGGACACUGUCCCUUGGGACCUACUUUAGCUGUUUGUCAUUGUAUGUGUGUACAGUGAACUCUCUUAAUGCUGGGGACAGCACCACAAUGAUAAUCUUAUCCAAGAGAGAGAGCAUCACUCCUACAAUAAAGCUGCUUCAGACUUACAUGUAAUUCUGGUCUCUUGGGUAUCCUGUGGCUUGUCUGUCCAGUCAUGUUCACAGGCACACCAGUUAAAUACUGCAUUGUAUGUGCUCUUUGUUUUCCAGGCAGAUAGUAAUACUUUUAAUGAACCUAUCUUUCACAGCUUGGAGGUCUUAACUGCAGAAUGGAUAAGUGAUACUGAACCUGGCAAAUGGUAUGUUAAAGUCUGUCUUUCUUAGAUAGCAUAUACAGCUGUUGAUCUAUACAUUUUCUAUGCACAUUUUAGGAAGUGAUUUAACAUACAUUGUGCUAGAUAUUGCACUCCUGCAAAACCUUCUUGUUACUUGACAUUUCGAUAUAUUACACCCCUUAAUAGUAUUUUUUUCGCACCAUGAUAAGUCGUGUUUUAUUCUCAGUUAGGAAUUGACUUAGCUCAUAAACCAACAGUAAAAAUCUUGUUCUUUGCAGGGAAUGCACAUCACAUUUGGAUUUUGGAAAAAUUGCACAGCUCACAUGCCUUAAGAGACUUCGGCUCCGGGCAGCUUGUGGUGUACUAACAGUUCCAUCAUUUACCUUCAGUGGAGGAUUGAUGGCCCUUGGUAACCUCAAAGACCUUACUAAGCUGGUAAAACAUGAUCAUGUGAAUUUAUGUAGAAUUCACUCAGUUCUUUACUGUUGGGUGUAGUCAGUCGUUGAUCAGGAAAAUUUUAAAACAUCCAUUUUCUAAAGAUAAAUUAAUUGUUUACACGAAGGUAAUGAACGUUUAUUUUUUCUUUGAAUUUCAGUCACUAACCACUCUAAAAAAUGUUCCAAGCUCUGAAUUUGGAUUUUUAAGAGAUCUUCCAAAUCUUGAGGAACUUGAGAUAGGAGAGUGUUCAGACUGGGAUGAUGAGGUAAGAACUUACCGUAAACUUGGUAACCUGUGUGAUGAGAUGUGAGCCUGGGCAGAGAAGGUGACAGCAGCCUUUAGAUUAGAAAUAAAUAUGUCGACUGAUAGUCCACCGACAUCUCAAGUGAGCGUUGGCCGAUAGUGUUGACCGAUACUCAGUCAUUACACAAGAUCCAAGUUCACUAUAUUUCACUGCAAUCUCUUUGACUUUAAUGUGCAACAUUAGAGAUUUGUUUUUCUUGUUUGUUUUGUCUUUUUUUUUUCAGACUUACGAGUGCCUUGGAUGCUUAACGAAUUUAAAAUGUUUAAGAUUAGAGUGCGGCAGUUCUCAUGAUGGACUUGCACAGGCCUUGAAGGGUAUGCAAAGGUAAACCAGUCAUAACGGAUGUGCUCACCUUACAGUACUACAGAAACUGGCCUUUCAGUGGCUUCAGGGAUUCUUGUGGUUCACUAGAUCGUCGUUCUGCCUUUGUCAGGAUAAGGAUGUAUUUCUGCAUACGUUUUUGUUACAAGCCUUCCUGAAAAAUUAAUAACAAGAAUGGUCUUCUCAAAGCCAGGUUACCGAAACGUGAUCUUACGGUGAACAUCCUAACGGGCUCUUUAUGCGAAGAUACCGUUGCUAUUUCUUUGCGGACUUAUUGCGGACCUACAAAAUGACUAAUACACAACUCGAUGAGGUUGCGCCUCUGUGGAGGCUAUAACCAGAAAAAAUAUUAUUAUGGCCUGAUUUAUCACAGCUUGACAAUCUUGUAAUCGCAGUAUGGUGUUUUUCUGUUUGCAGACUUGUUCAUUUGGAUCUUAUCAUGUUUGGUAUACCUUCUACUUUAGCGGAUGUUCUUCAACUUCUCCCAAGCCUUAAAACGCUUUCUGUAUGGCCACUUGAGGUAAGGGAUUACUGAAAAUAAAAGAGGGUUUGAUCUUUUGGAUUCUCGCGACGCUUGUUUGAAUUUGAAUUACUUUAAAUCACUAACAGAGGUUGGGGAGGGGCAUUUGAAGGGAGGAGGGAUGCGCAGUAGUUGUGGGGAGGGGGGGGUGGGGGGAGAGGGGCACGUUGAAAGCAUAGUUAAUUGAGGAAUGGUUAUGAAACCCGCGUUGCAUUAAUUUAUUCCGUAACAAUUUGCCAACAGGCCCCGUCCAACAUAAACUGCAGCACUGUUGUUUUUAUCAUUGAUGUUUGCCGGAUAUUUUUAAAUGUUGAAAGGACGGAACUUUCCGGAUAUUUUUAAAGACGGAACUUUCUUUCUCCCUGGCUUUUAGCCCUCCGUCCACACGAUGCCGGCUUAUCCUUUUCAUGUCGACGGACAAAAAGUCAGGUUUUCGUGUACAAUGAUACCAUACAUCAUAAAGCGCAUGCCCUGUAAGGGAUGCUAUCUAUUGUUUUAGCGUUUUCGUGUUGACGGGCGAAGACGAAUCGAAUACGCGUACUUUUUUUAUAAGAGAAAAAAUCUCAGUUUUCAGAAAUAACCGGAUACACGUGGACGAGACCUAAAAAAAAUGACAUCGACGGCGGCGACAGCAGCCAAAACGCAGAGGUGCUUAUUUGGAAACUGAAGCAGGAUUCACGGCCGACCCUUUUUAAGUAACUCGUGUUAAAUGUGGGAUGACUGUCAUUUUUGACUUAAAUUAUCAUUAAAUAUAGAAACGUUUGGUAAAAUGCCAUGCGUUAUAUUGCGAUUCCUGUGAUUACAAGUCCUGACUAUUCUCAAUUCUGUAUGAUAUUCGCUCAUUUUCUCCCCGGCAAAUGCAAGGAAACUUUUCAGGGGAACUUGUCCUUUAAUCCACAGGAUAGUACAGUAAACAGCCGUUACCUUCAGGCAGUUUGUCAACUGUCUGAUCUAUAUUGCUUGGACUGGGGUGUACUCACUGGACUACAGGCUUCCAACAUCACGGAUUUGCCAUCCUGUGACUCUCCCGCAUCAAAUGAUGUGCUUUCCAGAGAUGAACCGUUGAUACCGAUCGCACCUCAUCUGUGCUCUAACUUAACAUCUCAAUUUAAAUUUCACAAAGACUUCAAUAACAAUUUGAUGUUGUCUUUAAAUGAACUAAACCGCAUCUUAUGCAAGAGUCUUCUCAUGACAGACAUUCGUGUCUUCAGAGUGCCAAUCAUGCCGGAAGGCAGGCUGUACUUCUGAGAGUUUAAAAGAAUCUUCACAAUUCUAAUUAACCAAAAAAAGCUGGACUGCACUUCGCUUCUCGGAACAACCCGACACUUUUCAAUCGCGAGACUUAAUUGUGUCAAGAAGGUAUUUAACUAUUUAAAAUCAGUGUUUAACCAAAGUUUCCUCUGAAUUGGUUAGUGAGCCAAUCCUCCCUAAUGUGGACACCAUACGAACUGCAGAGGCAAGUAUCCAGUCUAUAACAGACUGAGAGGCGUCUGUAUGGAAAUUGUGGAGGUCAGAGGGAGCGCACAACUAUCUAGAGAAAACUGGGAUAAGAGAGUGGCCUUGAAAACUCAUUUGUGCCACAGUUCUUGAGGCCAGUCGACCCGUUUUCUAGUUACGUUCUGGCCAAAAAUAACCAAAGCUACGCAAAACGCUGUUAUAAGUCGACCCUCCAGAUCCACAAGCCAAUUCAGUUUAGUUCAUCGUGAUCAUCCAUUCAUGCCGCCAACUCUCUAUAAUGGCUAUAGAUUAUAUUUUAAAGAUGACAAUUGUUUCGUUAGCGACAAAAAAAAUCACUUGCCUUCUUUAUACCGCUUAUCAGUCUGCCAGAUAACUAGAGGGACAGAACACGCGGUUAACCCUAUAUUAGCUUUUCAAUAUCUGGCAGCCACGUGGUAACAACACCUGACUAAAAUCAACUGACAAACUUAGCAAGCAUUUACGAUUAGUAAGGAAAGGGCAAUAAACAUUUAAAAACACUGUUUUUCAAACCCCCGUUCUUAACAUAACCCAAGAGAGGCUUGCAUAAUCUCAUAAGCGUCUGAUUUGUGGUUCAUUAAUUAGACCCGGAAACAGUGUUGGUUAAGACGCUGACAUUUUAAUCUAAAAGCAGAGAAGUGACUUUCAUAAUGUGAUAUGCUUGGCAGAUAGUUGAGCAUUUGAUUAAAUCGCCGCACAGAUUCAAGGGAGACCUCGCUCAUGUACGCCGGAUGUUUUGCAAGUCUCAUUUUUUACAAACCUUGUUACAAAGGUUCCAGACAUUAUGAAAAUAAAUAAGGAAUUGUCAGUGUAAACGACUUCAAUUGAAACCAAACGUUAAUGGAAUAGUACAAUAUCAAUGAAUGUUGAUAAAUUCA
Porites lobata is the source of this 12532-nucleotide messenger RNA. Lineage: Eukaryota; Metazoa; Cnidaria; Anthozoa; Scleractinia; Poritidae. The record is from the annotation of a GenBank genome assembly.